Messenger RNA from Oppiella nova, 1447 nucleotides. Lineage: Eukaryota; Metazoa; Arthropoda; Arachnida; Sarcoptiformes; Oppiidae. The record is from the annotation of a GenBank genome assembly.
CAGUGUGUGUGUCGGCCAUCGCAUUGCUGUUUGUGUUUGUGAUCGCAAAACACGUGUGAAUUUGUGACACAAAUUGUCUCAAUAUUUAGCCAUUUAUUGAACGAUUGAAAUGAUGUCUAAACCGAAGAAAGCGGUGAAAGUGAGUAAAAACCGGAAGAAGACGUGGAGAAAGCACUGUCCCAUCGAUGAUGUGGAGGAAUAUCUCGAGAAUAAUCGCUUCAAUGAGAGGAUUGGUGGUGCCAUUGCAGACAAAUCAGAUGACAGUCUCUUUGUGGUCGAGAAGACGGCAAACGCGGAGCUCCUGAAUGAAGACCAACCGAAGACAAGAGCCGCCAAAGAGUCGAAACUGAAAUCAAUUCAAUCGGACUUAAAGUACUUUAAAUUACUUGAGUCUCAGUCCAAAGCGGAACCGAUUGUCCCCAGAGUUGGUCCCAAAGACAAGAGAAGAACUUUUCUUAACGACGACAAGAAGUUCGCCAAACUUUGGCCACAAAAACAAUUGCAAUAUUUGAGAGCAAAACAAAAGGCAGACGAGAAGAAAGCCGUCAAAUCGGAUCCGAAGUUAAGGUUUAACUUUAGCAGUGAUUUGUGGGCCGACGCCGAAGAAACUGAUCCAAAGGACGUCGAAAUAGAAGAGUUGAUUGAUUAUCAGGAGGUCCUGAAGGGCAGUAAACCACCAAAAGUGCCGAAACAUCGCUACCAAAAGCCGUCUCUUCUGCCAUCAGUGGAACCGCCGCUUUCGGGGCAGUCAUACAACCCGUCCUUCGAAGACCACCAGAACCUGUUGGCCAUCGCUCACGACAUUGAGGUCAAGAAGAUUAGAGAAGACAAUCACUUGAAGCGCGUCGUCGAAGACCAUUACGUGAGCAGAGCGUCGGCACCUAACGACCAGACGUGGGCUAAAGAGAUGUCUCACGGAUUAGGUCUCAGCGAUGACGAGGAAGACAAUGAAAGUGAGGAUCAGAUGGAAGAGAAUGAAGACAAGACAUGGAAUCAGUUGAUUAGAGCCGACAAGAAGAAGACUAGAGCCCAGAGACGUAAAGAGUUGUUACAGAAAGAGACGGAAAAGAAGAAGAGAUUAGAGAAGAGUUUGAAAUCUUCAGCGAAUGAAAUCUUCAAAUUAAAGACAUAUAAGAAAGAGUUGAACCAAAAGGAGAAGGAGUCCUCUGAGAGACAGAAGCGACGGUCGGCACGAAAUUUAGCCAAACUUUUUCAACCCAAACGAAUGAGUCGUUAUAAGUAUGAGGAGCCGGAUGUUGAACUGCAUCUGACACACGAACUGAGCGGUUGUUUGCGUUCAAUGAAAACGGAGGGAAACCUAUUACAAGACCGCUUCAAAUCCAUUCAACGAAGAAAUAUAAUCGAAACGCGAACUAAACAGACCUUCAAAAGGAAAUACAAACUCAAGAAAAUCAUCAAAAAGUCGUGUAAAGACCCCAUCGUUUGA